UGGCGAUUGGCGAGGGGGCGGGUGCAGCGGGAGGGUGUCGCAAUCGCCGCCCGCCCGCCCGCCGCACGUUAAAGAAAGAGGCUCGGGCCGGCCCGGCCCCUCCCGCCGCCGCCACCGUCGCCGCCCGCUCGCUGCCACAGGUUCACCUUGCCCUUAAUUCAUGUGAAGACCUGUUGGAAACACCUUCUAGAAACGUUAACAGUUUUCAGUCUCCUAAUAAAUUCUCUUGUGUCCAAGAAGAGCCUGUCCAAAUGAGCAAGACAUCCCAACAGAACACCGCUACAGAUGCGAAUGGAGUAAGCGUGAUUCACACCCAAGCACACACCAGUGGUUUGCAGCAGGUUCCCCAGCUGGUGCCCGUUAGUCCUGGUGGUGGAGGCAAAGCUGUGCCUCCGAGCAAACAGGGAAAGAAAAAUUCCUUUGUGGAUAGAAACAGUGAUGAGUAUCGUCAGCGCAGAGAACGAAACAACAUGGCAGUGAAAAAGAGCCGGUUAAAAAGUAAGCAGAAAGCCCAAGACACGCUGCAAAGGGUGAACCAGCUCAAAGAAGAAAAUGAACGUUUAGAGGCAAAAAUUAAGCUCCUGACCAAGGAACUGAGUGUACUGAAAGACUUGUUCCUCGAGCACGCGCACAAUCUUGCAGACAAUGUGCAACCUGUUGGCACUGAAACCACCACAACAAAUCCAGAAAACAGUGGACAGUAGACACUGCUGCAGCCUUACGAAAUGAACUCUCGAGGUGCAGCUUGUCUGCAAUGCCCAUGCAGUAACCAAGCAAAAAACUGUUCUUCUAACCAUCAUUUUGUGGAGAUUUUCUUCUUUUUAGGUUUAACACUGAGAUUUGAUACAAUUAAACCAGAAACUGCUUAGGGUAUUUGUUUUAAAUAUUUUUCUCCUCUAAAAGAUUUACCGAAUAAAUGCAGAUCUAAAUUCAUAGUUAACAAGGAGCUUAGUAUUGAGGAAAUAGCAUUUUCACAGAAAUGUUCAGUUUGCAUACUGGGAGGAAUCCAACAGGAUGGUUCACUGUAGUGUCAGAAAUUUGUAAUGGGAUAAAGUGUCUUUUAAAAUAAGACCUUUUAGUAUAUUUAAGCCCUAUGUUUUCUCCAUUACAUAUUACAAAACUGUAAAGGCUCUGUAGGGUGUUGGCUUUCCUGUUUGGUGGACUACUUUAAAUCCGUAGAGCAAGUCCUAUAAAGCACCAUUUAAGUCUUUCCUGUCCAGUUAUAGUUAAUGGGGAGGGUGUAGUAAUAGUGAGCUGGGAUACUUACUGAUGUUUUCUAGAAAAAUAGCAAUACACUAUGAUGCUAUAUACAGGCAGUUGCCUUGCAAACAGUAAGUCUGAAGCAUCAUGUACAAGAGGUAAAGCGGCACAUUGACAAAGCCUUUUAAGCCUGUGUUCACAUUGCUCACAUAGUGACAGGGCCUUACAAGAAGAAGAUUUUGGUUUUCAGAAAAUGUCAAAAUACUACAAAAAAUCUGUGCUCUGCAAAAUUGCAUUCUUGCUGGGGUGCAGGUAUCAAGGAGAACAAAAUGUGCAGCUCGGCUAAGCAACAAAAGGGGUGUUCAGCCAGAAUGUAUGACUCACUGCUUGUUGACAUUCAUUUUCAUGGCUGUUCAGAUUUGCAACCAAGAUCUUACAGAAAUUCAGUGAUUUUAAAAACUAAUGGCCCUCAUUUAAAUAACUGAUUCAGUGGAAUUUCUAUAGCCAUCAUACAGUUGUGUGAAGGAGUAUCUUUAGCCUUGUUUUCUUUUCAGAAAAGUUUUUCUAUAGCAACUUUUUAAAUGCUAGUGCUAAGUCUUUGCAAUGAUCCAUAAUGCAGUUGUAUGUACUAUAUUGAGGAUUUAAACAAUAAAAGUAAAGCAGGAACUUUGAUGUAACCUUAAUUUAUUUUCAUUUUAAAAUAUUUCAUUGACAGUAUGGUUGUGUUACAUUUAACCUGUGUGUCUGGCUAGUGGAUUAUUACACUGUCUUAAUUUCCCUCCCACACUACUUUUUUCCGUAGAUUAUUUUGUAGGAAGCUUGUUUGCCUUGUAUCUGUACCUAGGAAGAGAACUUGGAUAUUAUCUCUAUGAAGAUGCUGUUAGAAAAUGAAAUCUUGAAAAGUUCUUUUUGAAUUUAAAACUUUUAAUACAUGUGGAAAACUUUUAUGGAUUCUUUUGGAUUAUGGUAGUCUUUUUACAAAGAUAUGUUUUUUGGUUCUAGCUGCAGCUUAAGUAGGUAGGGUUGAAAUACCAGAAGCUAAUAAAAACCUUUUGCUUCUA
Tyto alba (common barn owl) is the source of this 2261-nucleotide messenger RNA. RefSeq names its product CCAAT enhancer binding protein gamma (gene CEBPG). Gene Ontology annotation, biological process: regulation of transcription by RNA polymerase II; DNA-templated transcription. The record is from RefSeq and is a predicted model, not a curated record. Lineage: Eukaryota; Metazoa; Chordata; Aves; Strigiformes; Tytonidae. Gene Ontology annotation, molecular function: RNA polymerase II cis-regulatory region sequence-specific DNA binding; DNA-binding transcription factor activity, RNA polymerase II-specific. The transcript is spliced from 2 exons. The coding region runs from base 252 to 704 and encodes 150 amino acids.